Tigriopus californicus is the source of this 800-nucleotide messenger RNA. RefSeq names its product large ribosomal subunit protein uL13-like (gene RpL13A). Gene Ontology annotation, molecular function: structural constituent of ribosome; mRNA binding. NCBI's taxonomy places the organism in Eukaryota, Metazoa, Arthropoda, Copepoda, Harpacticoida, Harpacticidae. The record is from RefSeq and is a predicted model, not a curated record. Gene Ontology annotation, cellular component: ribosome; cytosolic large ribosomal subunit. Gene Ontology annotation, biological process: negative regulation of translation; translation. The transcript has 4 exons. Bases 140 to 760 code for a protein of 206 amino acids.
GAGUCGUGAUAUUGUGUGUUGAUUUUGUGUGCUGUGGCUGCUGUGGCUGGCCUGGGCUCGUUUCAGCUGACGCUAUCCCCUUCCUUUUCCUUUCCGUUCUUGCUUGCCAUUGCACGAUUUCCAAAUACUGUGAAGUGCAAUGCCGGGUUUCUCCCCCAAGCCAGUGGUGAUCGAUGGGCGCGGCCAUUUGUUGGGCCGCCUGGCCUCGAUCACGGCCAAGUUCCUGUUGAACGGCAACAAAGUGGUGAUCGUCCGCACGGAAGGCAUCCAAAUGUCGGGCAACUUCUACCGUAACAAGCUGAAGUAUCUGAAGUUCUUGCGCUUGCGAUGCAACGUCAAGCCCCUACGUGGACCUUUCCAUUUCCGCGCUCCCGGAAAGAUCUUCUGGCGGACUGUGCGAGGUAUGGUGCCUCACAAGACCGAGCGUGGCAAGUUGGCUCUGAAGCGUCUGCAGACCUUCGAGGGCAUUCCCUCCCCUUACGACAAGAAGAAGCGCAUGGUGAUCCCGGCCGCUUUGAAAGUGCUCCGCCUCAAGCCCGGACGCAAGUUCUGCUCCUUGGGCCGACUCUCGCAUGAAGUGGGAUGGAAGUACCAGGACGUCGUGGCCACGCUCGAGGCCAAGCGAAAGGUCAAGUCCGAAGCUUAUUACAAGAAGGCCAAGACAUUGCGCAAAGUGCGCCUGGACACUCAGAAGGAGACUAAGGUGGCCAAGCGGCUCGCAGACUACGAGAAGGUCAUCCACAGUUUUGGUCAUGCCUAAAGGCUUCAAAUAAACACGUCCCCUAUGAGUAAAAGUGUCA